CGGUACAAGUGCUCUAUCUGCGACAAGACAUUUUCGCGUCCCUUUAACCUGCGCUCUCACCGUGCAACUCAUGCUGGAGUCAAGCCCUUUAUGUGUUCUUUUGUGGAUGAGAAGGGUGAGGCCUGCAACUGGUCCUUUGCUCGUCGACAUGAUCUUGAGCGUCACAUGCGUAGCCGUCACUCUGGAGAGAAGCAGUUCAAGUGCAGGAACUGUGGCUCGGGAUGCGGUAGACACGAUGCCUAUAAGAGACAUCUU
This is a messenger RNA of Lobosporangium transversale, 255 nucleotides long. RefSeq names its product A designed zinc finger protein bound To Dna. The record is from RefSeq and is a predicted model, not a curated record. The transcript has a single exon. Gene Ontology annotation, molecular function: RNA polymerase II cis-regulatory region sequence-specific DNA binding; DNA-binding transcription factor activity, RNA polymerase II-specific. Lineage: Eukaryota; Fungi; Mortierellomycota; Mortierellomycetes; Mortierellales; Mortierellaceae. The annotation marks the transcript as partial. Gene Ontology annotation, biological process: regulation of DNA-templated transcription.